Molecule: messenger RNA, 1958 nt
Organism: Sphaeramia orbicularis (orbiculate cardinalfish)
Lineage: Eukaryota; Metazoa; Chordata; Actinopteri; Kurtiformes; Apogonidae
Product: serine protease HTRA1A-like
Exons: 9
Coding region: 1-1431 (476 amino acids)
Biological process (GO): proteolysis; programmed cell death; positive regulation of apoptotic process
Cellular component (GO): extracellular region
Molecular function (GO): protein binding; serine-type endopeptidase activity
Source: RefSeq, a predicted model, not a curated record
AUGUUCUGGACACUGCUGUGCGCAACUGUCGCCUUUGCGUCCUUACCGGCAGAUGCGCAAAUCUCCGGCCGGUAUGUGAUCGGAUGUCCCGCUCGGUGUGACAAAUCGAUGUGUCCACGGUUACCCACGGACUGCCCCGCGGGACAGACCCUCGACGCGUGCCACUGCUGCCCGGUGUGCGCAUCCGCAGAGGGCGAAGCCUGCGGCGGCAGCGGCAAACUCGGUGACCCGGUGUGCGGAGAGGGGCUGGAGUGUUCGGUAUCCGGUGGGGUUGGAUUCACAGCCACGGUUAGAAGGAGAAGCAAGAAUGGGAUUUGUGUGUGCAAAACCACCGAGCCGGUUUGUGGAAGCGAUGGGGUGUCCUACCGGAAUAUCUGCGAGCUGAAGAGGGUGAGCCGGCGGGCCCAGAAGCUGCAGCAGCCACCUGUUCUGUUCAUUCAGAGGGGAGCCUGUGGGAAAGCUCAGGACAAUCCAGACAGCCCAAGACACAAAUACAACUUCAUUGCCGACGUGGUGGAGAAAAUUGCUCCGUCUGUGGUUCACAUUGAACUUUACCGCAAAAUGACGUAUUCUAAGCGAGAAGUUGCUGUGGCCAGUGGUUCUGGCUUUGUGGUGUCAGAAGAUGGCCAGAUUGUGACCAAUGCCCAUGUCGUAGCCAAUAAACACCGGGUGAAGGUGGAACUGAAGAGUGGUGCCUCGUAUGAUGCGAAAAUAAAAGAUGUGGACGAGAAAUCGGACAUCGCGCUCAUCAAGAUAGAUGCACCGACUAAGCUUCCUGUGCUGUUAUUGGGGCGUUCAUCAGACCUGAGACCAGGGGAGUUUGUGGUCGCUAUCGGGAGCCCGUUUUCCCUCCAGAACACAGUCACGACAGGAAUCGUCAGCACCACUCAGCGAGGGGGCAGAGAGCUGGGGCUUCGCAACUCCGACAUGGACUACAUCCAGACUGAUGCCAUCAUCAAUUAUGGGAACUCCGGAGGGCCUCUUGUAAAUCUGGAUGGUGAGGUAAUUGGGAUCAACACAUUGAAAGUGACAGCUGGCAUCUCUUUUGCCAUACCCUCAGACAAGAUUCGACAGUUCCUGGCAGAAUCCUAUGACAGGCAGGCCAGAGGGAGGACAGCUGCUAAGAAUAAGUACAUUGGUGUGAGGAUGAUGACUCUCACUCCAGCGCUGGCCAAAGAGCUGAAGACUCGACACCGGGACUUCCCUGACAUCACGUCCGGAGCUUAUGUUAUGGAAGUUAUCGCAAAGACACCGGCUGCAGCUGCUGGACUGAAAGAGCACGAUGUCAUCAUCUCUAUUAAUGGCCAGAGGAUCUCAUCAGCAACAGAUGUCAGCGCUGCCAUCAAGAGGGAUGACACCUUGAGGGUAGUUGUACGCCGUGGAAAUGAAGACGCUAUCCUCACUGUUGUUCCCAUAGAGGUUGACCCUUGACCCUCCAUGACACUUAGCACAGGAGCUGGAGCUAGUUUUUACUUAUCACCAGUGGACCUUAAAUGAUAAACUGGAGGGGGGGAUUCUACUGACACACCCUCCCCCUGUGGCCAAAGGCCAGUUGUGCCACACAUCCAGAAAAAUUCUGACUUUGUCUUGAAAGAAACAACUGUACAGAUGCCCUAACGGCAGUGCUGUACUGUUCAGUGUUUUCACUUUUAGUCGUUAAUGCUUUGAUCAAUGCUACUGUUUGGAUCUCAAACUAAGAAGUUGGUUAUUAGCAUAUUGAUUUUUUUUUGUUUUGUCUUGUUUUGCUUCCUUUUGUGCAUUGUUUUUUUAAUAUGGGAUUUGCUCAGUCAGGCCUUCCACUGCAAUUUUAAGCAAUUUUGAGACUCACUGGGUAAAUCUGAUUUGUAUAAUUAUUGUUUUCUAAACUCCUUUUUUAAAGUACUGUAGAUUUUUUGUUGAUUAUUUGAUGCAUACUGAGAAGAAAAUAAAGGGUUUACCUUCUUUUGUUUUGACAUUGA